Molecule: messenger RNA, 4584 nt
Organism: Anopheles maculipalpis
Lineage: Eukaryota; Metazoa; Arthropoda; Insecta; Diptera; Culicidae
Gene: Liprin-beta
Exons: 11
Coding region: 1-4476 (1491 amino acids)
Biological process (GO): neuromuscular junction development
Cellular component (GO): presynaptic active zone
Molecular function (GO): protein binding
Source: RefSeq, a predicted model, not a curated record
AUGGAGAAUAAAAAAGAUAUGUGCAACGAGAAUAACUCAUCAGCAACAGGACAUCCUGCAGAUUUACUGCCAGUCUCGCAGCCCUUCUCCUCAUCACGAUCACGGUGUCAUCCCGUAAUAUGUGACGUGACGCGCCUUGAAACCAUCCGUGAGCGCAAUAGCGUCUACAGUGAGGAUGGCGAGUUCAUUGACUUGCCUCUGCCACCCGUUCCAAACGGCUCAAAUGCAGCGAAGGGCGAAGUUUCGGCUGCACAGUACGGCAAACAUGACAGUCGUGGGAAGGGUUCCGACAUCCCAUCGGAAGCAAAUGCAUAUUUGCAAUCACGGCUGCAUGAUUUUGAAGAAGCAGAAGACGUUGCGACAAGCGCCGGAGAUGGAAUUAAGAAAUCAAUACGAUCGCUUGCGAUUGAUUGCGAUUCUGAUGUCAGUUGUGCUGCUGGUGAUCUGACUAAAGCAAGUAAAACACUGUUACUUUUAAUGGAAGAAGAGAUAAAGUCAAUCGAUAGCAGCACGGCAUCAAAUACGCUGAACAAAAGCUCGUGGAGUGUAGCAUCGGUUGGUUCGACCGGUGGCGAAUACUCAAACGGAGAUUACAAACCUGGCUGUAGCUCCGAAAGCAAUGACAGUAGCGACCAACCGGAGGAGGAUGAUUAUGGCGAACAUUCGUCUGGAUACCGGGAUAAGUCUCCAUUUCUUCGCUCAAUAUCCCUAUCACCAGUGGAGCGUCGCUUUCGUAAACUGUCCACUACUCGCGAGCGCCGACGUCGAUCUGGCUCUACUGCUGGUUCUGGUCAACCAUCCCGAACCGGCGAAGGGUGGAGACGCCAACGAUCAAUGCCGGGUGCUGCUCAUGACGCAGAAGAUUCUACUUGCUGUGAUGAUGACUUUACUUGGGUGUAUUCCCAUGAUCGAGCCGAAGCACCAAAGGCGUCUGUUGAAUCUGAUCGACGAUCGGUUUCGCAAACGAAACCCGCGACCCGAUCGGUUCCACGUGAUCAACGCAGCCUAGAAAUGUCACUUCAGAAAAAGCAGCAAUGUCAAUCGACCGAAUCUACUUCUACUACUCUUGGCAUAGGUGAGGUUGUUCCUAGUGGAAAACCACCCAGACCUUCACGAGAAACGGGCAGUUUAGAUCGGCGACGAAACUUAAGCGCAACUCGUCACGAGCGAGAUGGUAAAAGUCGUAGCACACAUUCGCUCAAAGAAAAAUCAUCAUCGUCUGAGCUCCACAAACAUGACUCUAUGUCAAGCAAUCUUAGUUUAAAUUCCAAAGAUCACCUUUACGAUUCAGGUAGCUUUAAUAACUACAACAGUAGUGGUAGUGGAAGCCAACAUCAGUACCAUUCUUGUCCACCACCCCAUGCGCACAACCCUCGUAUGAGUCCUGGCAUUUGGGAGCCACCACCACCACCUCCUCUAUCACCGUGGGAUCCUCAUUACUACUGGAACCAACCGCACCAUCACCACCAUCAUCAAAGCAGAGAAGAGCUAAGGUUGAUCGACUACCAUCGACGACAGCAGGAACUGUACCACCAGCAUGGAGGAAACAGUGUCUUAGGCAGUACGCAAGAUUUAUCCUGCUCUAGCAGCUGCUGUAGUCGGAACUAUUACCAUUAUCCACCAGUACCACCAUGCUGUCCAAUGGACCAUCGAUCACAAUGGACCAACGAUUUGCAGCGUCAAGAUACCGAUGAAAGGCUGCGACGAUUACAAAAGGAUAAAGAGUCACUUGCACUGCAGGUCAAAACCCUUACCGAGCAAAUGCAAUCGCAAUCCGCCAAGCUCAGUGAACUAGAAAACAUGAUAAAAGAGAAGAAUCAGCUACUGUCGAACGCGGAAGAUCUUCUCCAGCGAGUAAGCGUAUUUGCAAAAACAGUUGGCAUCCAGAUUGACAAACAAAAAGAAAUGCUUUCACGAUCUUCACUUGAAACACAGAAACUCGAGCUUAUGUCAGCGAUGAGCGAACUCAAACUCCAGCAAGCUGCCCUGGAGAGGGAAAAUCUCGAACUGCGUACCAAUUUUGUAACAAGUACCGUAGGAUCAGCCGCAUUGAUAAAUGGUGGACUUACCAAUGGAAAUGGAGGUGGCAGCGCAAUGAUAACAAAUGUGCUUAAUAACAAUAGCAUUACGUCUAGUUUGCUCCGAAGACCCCAGAUUAUUACGAAUACCAGAAUGGUAGGCAUGUCACCCUCAACGCCUGGAGCAUCACUGAUCUCAUCUCCAAUACAUCAUGGCAGUCACGGUAGUUUACCGCAAACAGCAAUAAGCCCUAUCACUCCGAAGACCCCACCGGCAUCUUAUCGACAGCGCAUCGAUGUUCAUUACAGUAGUCUUCCACGGCAAGCUUUUGCUACCACCUUAUCGACAGUGAGCACAUCCAGCGGUUCUUCGACGACCACCGACAGUAAUGCCAACCCCAAACGAAACGUAGCUUUUGGUAAUAUGCAGUCUAGCAAAAAACCCACUCUACCAAAGAGUGGAAUUACAGCGUCAACCUCGAUGAAUGCUCUCUUGCUAGCUGCGGCCUUGCAACGGUCUGAAUCCAAUCUAAAAACUAUGAAAUCAUCAUCAGCAUCUGCACAAGAGCUUGCAUUCGACUCUGGCGCACGCACUGACCAGGGUGAUGUUGUAGCACGAACGAAGAGUGAAGUGCAUCGUUUAGAUAAUGAGCUUCGGCAGCAGGAACGCGCAAAUACUGAGCCUCCAUCGCCAGCAUUAUUAGAUGACGAAGCGAGAGCAUCAUCAUGCAUUGCCGAUGAAGCUGCACCGAACGAAACCAUGACAAACUGCGACACGGCAUUGACAUCCGAUACGCUGCAACGAUUAAAAUUGCCACGUUUUGAUUCAAAGCCCACCGCCGCUAAACCCCGACGCGACGAAAUCGAUAAACUGCGAGGAUUUUCUGUACCAAACCUAGCUGAAACAGAAAAUCGAGACAUCGGAAGUGUUGACCAAACGGAAGGUGUUCUACCAACCCGUAGCUUCACACCCCAACCAUCGCCCUCACCUUCGAUGAGCAACAAAUUGAAAAACAUAUUUGGUAAGAUCAAACGAAGCAACAGCGGAACGUUGGACGAUAUGACCUCGUCGGAUGGGGAAUUCAAACGUGGUGGAGUCCGGGCAACUGCUGGUGCCCGUCUAGGAUGGAGCGGACCGUCUCAGUAUCGCAAGCCUGACAAACCCUUUAAUGAGUGGGAUUUGGAUGCAGUUUGCCUAUGGUUUGACCAUCUUGGCUUAAGCAUGUACGAAGAAGAUCUGCGAAGGUGGCUUAAGCUGAGCUCGGUACCCGGAAGUGAAUUGAUGAAAGCAUCUCCAGUAGAUUUUGAAAAAGAACUCCCACUGCGGAAUCCAUUGCAUCGGAAAAAGAUAGUGCUGGCUAUUGCAGACAUUUCGGGAACUGCGAACGACGAUGAGCUGUUCAAAUGUGCUGGCAAGCUGGAUGCAUCAUGGGUUCAGCGCUGGUUAGACGAUGUUGGUAUGCCGCAGUACAAGGAAACAUUUAUAGCAGCACGCAUGGAUGGUCGCAUGCUCCAUAAGCUUACGAUGGACGAUUUGGUUCAUUUGCAAAUGUCGUCCUGCCUGCAUGUGGCUAGCAUUCGGCGCGGCAUACAGCUUAUGCGUAGUGAAAAAUGGCAUCCUGACUGUCUCAUUCGUCGUCCGAUGCAGUUAGACCUAAAUGCCAAAGACGAUGUACGGUUGUGGACAGCGCAAAGAGUGCACGAGUGGUUGAGGGCAGUCGAUCUGGCUGAAUACGCACCGAACUUGCGUGGCUCGGGCGUGCAUGGUGCGCUUAUGAUAUUUGAAGUAAAGUUUACGGCCGAACUUUUCGCUGACUUGCUAAACAUACCCACCAGCAAGACGUUGUUACGGCGUCAUUUGGCCACACACUUUAAGGAUUUGCUGGGACGCGAUAUCAUACAGGUGAAACGCGAAGCAGAAAAUACCCUCGGUUUCCAACCGUUGACCAUUUCCGCUAAGAUAAAGACUCCAAAAAAGUCUCAAUUCUCGUUGAAACGUAAGAAAAGCAACAAAGGUAGCCAGCUGGGUGGAGAUGAAUGGAGCGAUUAUGUGUGCCCGAUGGGUGGCUCAGGUCAGGAACAUUUAGUGCCAGCAUCUUCUUCUUUGGCUUAUGCUGCAACUAGCACCAAUCCAAGCGGCAACACUCCAAGUGCCGCUUCUGCCUUUACUUCAAACGCUUCUUCUGCUAACACUAAUAUUGUCACUAGCAUUGGCAUGACGAAGGAUCCCUCAACGGCACCAAUUGCCUGUCUAGACAGCACACCCAACAUCACCACCAGCACAACUACUUCCGGAGUCGGGUCGGAGCAUGCUUCACUUCAACGUCAGCCGUCGAGUAGCAGCUCGCAGCAAAUGACAUCGGCGUCGAUAAUUAACAAUGGCAUUGUGGGAAGUGGUGGCGGCGGAGGUAACGAUUCGCCGAUAUCGGCACGCAGUUCCACUACUUCAACCUCCUAGCAGCGGCUGUUUUCCUGUUCCGUUUCGUCGACCGCUUCCUCGCCCGUUCUCAGCAACUUGCUAACGAACAACAAUCGUUCCGCAGCGUCCGAUAACGACAAUAAUCCA